AUGAGUCGGCAGUCCGCGUCCUCUCCAUCCUAUCCAGGACUGCCGGGACCCCAUGUCAUGAUAUCACGGUGGCCAUUUCUGCAAGUCUUGACCCAUCCACUCGGUACACACUGCCAUAUCACAACAGUGGAUGAGAAGUCCGCAUCCAAGGGUGGGCAUAUUGGGAGGCCCUCCCCGCCUAUGAGAGGGCCUAGUUCGUCCCAACUUGAGCACGUCGUGAUGCAAGAACCCCGUGGAACAUCUGCGCCUCCUGGAGAAGAUGGCCUUGAUUUCCCUCAAGUAUUGCUUUUUGGAUUGCAUCAUACAGUUGCAUCCACGUCGUCUUGA
This is a messenger RNA of Aspergillus puulaauensis, 327 nucleotides long. RefSeq lists its product as uncharacterized. The transcript has a single exon. The coding region runs from base 1 to 327 and encodes 108 amino acids. Lineage: Eukaryota; Fungi; Ascomycota; Eurotiomycetes; Eurotiales; Aspergillaceae. The record is from RefSeq and is a predicted model, not a curated record.